AUGCGUUCUCCUUUAACCACCGGGACUUUCUUCCUAUCCUGCCUUGGAUACAGUGUGGCUGCUCCGACUGUGCCUACUAUUCCCCAUCACUUAUUCACCCGCGAUACCCAUUUCAACAGUAGUCUUCCAAACAUCACCAUCUUCGCUACUGGAGGAACCAUUGCUGGCUCGGCUGCCUCUAAUACUGCGACCACGGGAUACACUGCCGGUGCUCUGGGCGUCGAUAUCCUGAUUGACGCUGUACCUGAGCUCUGGAACAUUUCAAAUGUCAAAGGUGUUCAGGUCGCCAAUGUCGAUUCGGGAUCCAUCACCCCCGAGAUCCUCCUGAACUUGACAUCGAUGAUCCAAAAAGCUCUAGACGAUCCCUACUGCCAGGGAGCGGUUGUCACCCACGGAACCGAUACUUUGGAGGAGUCGGCAUUUUUCCUGGACCAGACAAUCAAAUCCGACAAGCCUGUCGUCGUGGUGGGCGCCAUGCGGCCAGCAACAGCUAUCAGUGCGGACGGACCCAUGAAUCUCCUGGAAGCGGUUACACUUGCGGGAACCCCCGAGGCACGUGGGCGUGGUACCAUGGUUGUGUUGAACGAUCGCAUCGGAAGCGCCUUCUACAUGACAAAGACACACUCAAAUGCCCUUGACACUUUCAAGGCAUACGAGCAGGGCUACCUGGGGUACUUCCUGGAUGUGAAGCCACUGUUCUACUAUCCCGCAGUCUUGCCCGUUGGCCAUGCGUACUUCAACGUCUCUGGGGCAACUGAAUUGCCUGAAGUCGAUAUUCUUUUCGGACAUCAGGCCCUCAACCCGAAGCUGGCUCGCUCUGCGGUAGAAAGUGGAGCGAAGGGCCUCGUGUUGGCGGGCAUGGGUGCUGGUGGCUGGACAUCGGCGGGAACAGAUGAAAUUGAGAAAUUGGUCAGGGAACACGGUACACAGGUGGUGGUCUCAAGCAGGACGAUGGGAGGCUUUGUCCAGGAGGAUGGAUCUGGUAACAUGUACGGUGGACAAGACUUGAACCCUCAAAAGGCUCGGAUCAUGUUGCAGCUUGCUCUGUCUGCGGGAUAUGAUUCUAAGAAGCUUGCGGCUUUGUUCAGCUUUGCGUCUUGA
Messenger RNA from Penicillium olsonii, 1101 nucleotides. The record is from the annotation of a GenBank genome assembly. NCBI's taxonomy places the organism in Eukaryota, Fungi, Ascomycota, Eurotiomycetes, Eurotiales, Aspergillaceae.